Molecule: messenger RNA, 2676 nt
Organism: Hippoglossus stenolepis (Pacific halibut)
Lineage: Eukaryota; Metazoa; Chordata; Actinopteri; Pleuronectiformes; Pleuronectidae
Gene: ccnc
Product: cyclin C
Exons: 12
Coding region: 111-962 (283 amino acids)
Biological process (GO): positive regulation of transcription by RNA polymerase II
Cellular component (GO): nucleus; mediator complex
Molecular function (GO): cyclin-dependent protein serine/threonine kinase regulator activity
Source: RefSeq, a predicted model, not a curated record
UUUCCCUGUUGCUCCAGUGUCUGCUGAGCUCUUUUCCGGUGGUGUUCACUUUCUUUGUCGGAAAGAAACAACAUUAAAAAAGUGCUUUUCUCCACCGCGGCUGCUGCGACAUGGCGGGAAACUUCUGGCAAAGUUCUCAUUAUUUGCAGUGGGUUCUGGAUAAACAGGACCUGAUGAAAGAGCGACAGAAGGACCUGAAGUUUCUCACAGAGGAGGAGUACUGGAAACUGCAGAUCUUCUUUGCCAAUGUGAUCCAGGCUUUAGGGGAACACCUGAAGCUGAGGCAGCAGGUGAUCGCCACGGCAACUGUCUAUUUCAAACGCUUCUAUGCCAGGUACUCCCUGAAAAGUAUAGACCCAGUGCUCAUGGCACCUACGUGUGUUUUCCUUGCUUCCAAAGUUGAGGAAUUUGGAGUUGUAUCCAAUACCAGGUUGAUCUCUGCAGCAACAUCUGUGUUAAAGACUAGAUUUUCCUACGCCUUCCCAAAGGAGUUUCCUUACAGAAUGAAUCAUAUAUUAGAAUGUGAGUUCUACCUUCUGGAGUUGAUGGACUGCUGCCUGAUCGUGUACCACCCGUACAGACCACUGCUGCAGUAUGUGCAGGAUAUGGGCCAGGAGGACAUGCUGCUGCCUCUGGCCUGGCGAAUAGUGAAUGACACGUACAGGACUGAUCUGUGUCUCCUCUACCCCCCCUUCAUGAUCGCCCUGGCCUGUCUGCAUGUUGCCUGUGUGGUUCAGCAGAAAGAUGCCAGGCAGUGGUUUGCAGAGCUCUCUGUUGACAUGGACAAAAUCUUGGAGAUCAUCCGUGUGAUUCUGAAGCUCUACGACCAGUGGAAGAACUUUGAUGACAGAAAGGAAAUAGCUGCUGUGCUCAACAAGAUGCCUAAACCCAAACCUCCUCCUAAUAGUGAGAGCGACCAGAGCUCCAACGGGAACCAAAGCAACUCUUACAGCCAGUCUUAGCGCGGGUCUGCGUUUCCACGGGCAUCAAUAGUCUUGAUGUCGAGAGGGGGGUGGACCUUCUUUUUUAAACAAAAAAUGUCACACAGCACAAACUUUGCAAUGUCCGUUUGGAAAAAUCACUGAUCGAGAUGUCCCCUCAUCUUCAGCGGACACCCCCCCCCCCCAGCAAAGUCAAGAGAGCCAUACCCUCACUUUCCCCUUCUCUGAUCAUUGUGGGUUUAUGGAUCGAACAUUGAACAGAUGGUUACAGGAGCUUAUUCGUCUCGAUGACGCCGAGCUCCUCUGCUGCAGACUUGAAAUGAACUGAAACUGAUGAACAUUUUGUGGGAGGGGGAGGCCACGAAUAUGGGGCUUUAAACUUUGUCAUUGUGAUGAUCCUGACGUCCUUGAAUAGCCCAGGAGAGCGAGUCCUUUCAUACGCUGCCCCCUGGGAUUAGAGAAACAAAACUUGAUCACUUGUACUGUGUGUGUGAGUGUGUGUGUAGAACACGUCAGCGGCCAGUCUGUGUGGGUUUUCAUUCCUCAGGGACUAUAGUGCAGUAGUCUUCUCUGUAAAUGUAUUUGAUCCUGUGCUGUUGGGUCUGAUUGGAUAUCACCCUGUGCAACUGUGGUGUGAUUGGACGGCCCUGUGCUCCGAUGGUCGAUCGUGAAAAUCCCCAAAGCGACUCGUCUUAGACUUUACUCUUUUGAAUCAUGAUGGCUCCACCUCCUUCCUCCCUGUUGUAAAUAGCUUUGUACUCCUUUUUAUUUUAUCUCUGUCGUGUCUUUGCCUUAUUAAGGAAACUUUAAUGGAAAUCAUGUGCCGGUUUAGCUUCUGGCUCGCGCUUCAGAUGGAAGUGUCCCAAUUAAUUUCACCAUCAUGAUUCACUUAUUAAAGCUGAUUAUUUUUAUUGUAAAUAAUUGUCCCUUUAUUCUGCUUUAGUUGUAGAACUCGUGUAGAGCGAUAUUUUUUUGUUUAUAUUUAGCCGAGGCUUUUUUAGGGGGAUAAAUGCAAAUUACAAUCGUUUUAGAUUUGUCUAUAAACUUUGGGUUGUACAUUGUUAUUUUUAAUUUACCUUCUGCCAUAUAUUUAAUCACUGAAUUGUGGCUGUGUGUGUGUGUGUGUGUGUGUGUGUGUGUGUGUGUGUGUGUGUGUGUGUGUGUGUGUGUGUGUGUGUGUGUGUGUGGUGUGUGUGUGUGUGUGUGUGUGUGUGUGUGUGUGUAUGUGUGUGUGUGUGUGUGUGUAUGUGUGUGUGUGCGCUCGAAAGAAGGUGCUCGAAAGCCUAACAAAAUACAAGCUGCUGGUCACAGAGGAAACCCUUCAUAACAGCACAUUGUAAAAUGUAUUUUAGGAUUCAAGUAUUAAUUUGAUUUGCUGUCAUCCUUUCUCCUGUUUACUUGUCCCACAUUAACGGGGAUAUUUACAUCUUGUUAAAGGCCACUCCCAUGUAACUACUGAGGACACAGUGAAUCCUUGAAGAGAGUUCGACCCCGCCUUCAUCUGACAUUUUCCUCCCCUGCGGCAUCCUCCAUCUGUUACAUGAGUGUUCUCGUGAUUGGGCAAUAAAAAAUAAAAAGGGCUCAACCCAACUAAAAGAAUACUACUAUUUCUGAUUUUAAAAUUUUUCCCCCAAAUUAGUUUUACUUGAAAGUCUUAUGUUGGAUCAUAUUUUGAGGAUCAAUUAUGAUAAUAAAAUGUAAGAUGUGAUGAAUUAAAAGUGGGUCACUGCUGUUA